AUGGCUUUGGCCCGAUUCUAUGGCCUCCCUAAGGUGCACAAAGACGGCGCUCCUCUCCGACCCAUCGUGUCGCUCAAAGGGACUCCAAAGUACGGACUGGUUAAGUGGCUGUUCGGGCGUCUCAAGUUCCUGACCGUUGAGUCAGACACCACGGUCUCUUCGUCAGCACAAUUCCUGGAGAAACUCAAAGGGGUAAGCAUCCAUCCAAAUGAGGUCAUUGUAUCUUUUGAUGUUACAUCCCUCUUUACUUCUAUUCUCCAGGACCUGGCGAUCGAGACAAUUGAGCUGCUACUAUUCAAUUCAAUUUAAUUCAAUUAUUUUUAUUAAAGACCCGUCGGGGUCCCAUCAAAGCAAGUAACAAUAAAUUUACAUGCGAAUUUUAGACGAGGUAGGCAAAAUCUGUACAAAGUGCAAUACAUAGUUUUUGAGAUUAGAAGUCCGUUAAGCAAAAUAAAAAACAAGGGGUGAAAAAACUCCAAAGCAAAAUUUAAAAAUGAUUGUAGCAAUUUAACAGGAGAAAAAAACCUUAAAAAAUAGCAUAAGAAAAAUGCAGGGAGGAAUGGCCUGCAUGUGGCGGUACAGAAUGGAAUAUAGUCAGACAUCAACAUGGCCGAAAUAAAUGUCAGCUGUAUAUGGCAUUAUGUAACGGAUUUCAUAAAAUGGUACGUAGGCGGGUCGGUCAGGACUGGUCUGCAUCGCCUUGAAUAAGAAAAAUAAGGGGCGAAAUUGAAAACCAGUCUCGAGGCGAUAGGAACCCAGCUGCGGUCGGUUUCAUUCAUCAAAGUCCAUCCGAGGAUAGGGCAAAGGAGAUGAGACCAGAUUACUAGUAUAUGGCGAAUAUAGAAGGCUUCGUCAAGAGCGUCGAUGGAGCGCAUUAUGUGAGGUCAUCAUGAAGAUCAGUCUCGAGGAGAUAGGAACCCAAAUGCGGUCGGUUACAUUCAUCCGAGUCCAACCGAAGAUGGGGUAAGGGCGAUGCGACCAGACUACUAGUAUAUGGCGAAUACAGAAGGCUUCACCAAGAGCAUCGAUGGUGCGCAUUCUGUGAGGGCACGAUGCAUGAACUGGAAAAUUGGAAUAAUUAACAUUUCUGGUGAGGACUGGCUAAGUGGCUGUUCGGGCGUCUCAAGUUCCUGACCGUUGAGUCAGACACCACGGUCUCUUCGUCAGCACAAUUCCUGGAGAAACUCAAAGGGGUAAGCAUCCAUCCAAAUGAGGUCAUGGUAUCUUUUGAUGUUACAUCCCUCUUUACUUCUAUUCCCCAGGACCUGGCGAUCAAGGCAAUUGAGCUGCUACUACAAAGAAAAUAUGAUGAAACGGAGAACCGUCUUAGACACGCCCAAAUCCUUCAGCUCCUGAAGCUCUGUCUGAGGACGUAUUUCACGUUCAACGGGACAAUCUACGAACAGGUGAAGGGCACACCAAUGGGUUCGCAGAUUUCGGGAUUCAUCGCCGGGGCGGUCCUGCAACGGUUAGAAUCGCUCGUCUUCCAACACCACAGACCGAAAUUCUGGGUCCGGUAUGUGGAUGCCACCUUCGUCGUUAUCGAACGGGAUCAGGUGUUGACAUUCCAAGAACAUCUCAACGCCGUCUUCCCGGACAUUCAAUUUAUGAUGGAGGAGGAAGAGAACAACCAGCUGGCCUUCCUGGAUGUCCUCGUAUGCCGCAAAGAUUGUAGUGAACUAAAAACCGAAGUGUUCAGGAAAGCGACAAAUACGAUGCAAGUACUGAACUUCAACAGUAACCACCCAGUCGGCCACAAACGCAAUUGUGUAAGGACGCUCUAUCGGCGUGUCGAAACGCACUACAGUGAGCCGGGAGACAAAAUUGCUGAACUACAAUACCUCCGACGGGUCUUCAAAGCCAAUGGCUAUCCGCGCAACUUCGUCGACCGGUGCAUACGCAAAAGGGACGAGAGGCUCAACCGCACGGACACCAAAUCUUGGCGGGCCCUUCCGCAUGUCAAGAACGUUUCGGAAGCUGUCGGCCGCCUUCUCGCACAACUUGGGGUUGGAGUGGCACACAGACCGGAGGCAACAAUCAGGCGUCUGGUCAUGAAACCGAAAGACCCACUGCCACGGCUAGAAACGUCUGGAGUCGUUUAUCGGAUCUGGUGCAGUUGCGGACAAAGCAACUACGUCGGAGAAACCGGAUGA
Messenger RNA from Spirometra erinaceieuropaei, 2153 nucleotides. Lineage: Eukaryota; Metazoa; Platyhelminthes; Cestoda; Diphyllobothriidea; Diphyllobothriidae. The record is from the annotation of a GenBank genome assembly.